Molecule: messenger RNA, 6395 nt
Organism: Phascolarctos cinereus (koala)
Lineage: Eukaryota; Metazoa; Chordata; Mammalia; Diprotodontia; Phascolarctidae
Gene: SEC14L5
Product: SEC14 like lipid binding 5
Cellular component (GO): cytoplasm
Source: RefSeq, a predicted model, not a curated record
ACCCCUCCGGCCCUCGAUACCCCCUUGCAGUCUCCAAGAGUUUGUUUUAGGGCUCAAGUCUUCCUCUACCCCAAAAUGGGCAGACAGACCUGGGCAGGGGCGGAGGCGGAGAGAAGUUUUCUUCGUCGAGAGCCUUACCCUGCUGCUGGGAACAGCCGCUGUCCAGGAUCGUGGCGAGGGAAGCAUUCAGCCCGGGCUCUGGUCCCUCCAGGGAGGACGGCGGCCCGGGCACAGCAUCGAGCACAGGUUCCAGUUGAAAAUGGUCCAGAAAUAUCAGUCUCCAGUUCGAGUCUACAAGUAUCCAUUUGAGCUGGUCAUGGCGGCCUAUGAAAAACGUUUUCCGACAUGCCCCCAGAUACCUGUGUUCUUGGGCAGUGAGAUCAUUCAUGAAUCCAAGAGCCGGGAUGGAUCCAUUCACAUUGUUGAGCGCAGCUGCAAACUGACUGUAGAUGCACCACGGUUAUUGAAGAAGAUUGCUGGGGUCGAGUAUGUUAUCUUUGUGCAGAAAAAUGUUUUAAAUCGGAAGGAUCGAACUCUUCUUAUUGAGGCCCACAAUGAGACAUUUGCCAAUCGAGUCAUUGUUCUUGAGAACUGCAGCUACACUGUUCACCCCGAGAAUGAUGAGUGGACCUGCUUCGAGCAGUCAGCCUCUCUUGACAUCAAAUCAUUCUUCGGCUUUGAAAAUGCCGUGGAGAAAAUUGCGAUGAAGCAGUACACGGCCAACAUCAAGAAGGGGAAGGAAGUGAUUGAGUAUUAUCUGAAUGAGCUGAUCUCUCAGGGCAUCUCUCACAUCCCUCGAUGGACACCUUCUCCUGUCAGAGAAGAAGAUCAGAGAAGCUUGGCAGCUGACAAGCUAGACACAGACUACAUUGAGCAGUAUUUGGGGCAUCUCACCCCCAUGCAGGAGAGCUGCUUGAUCAGACUCCGCCAGUGGUUACAGGAAACACAUAAAGGAAAGAUUCCCAAAGAUGAGCACAUUCUUCGAUUCUUGAGGGCUCGAGACUUUCACUUUGAAAAGGCCCGGGAGAUGUUGUGCCAGUCCUUGAACUGGCGAAAGCAGCACCAAGUGGACUACAUCCUUCAGACAUGGAGGCCCCCACCCCUCCUGGAAGAGUUCUAUGCAGGUGGCUGGCACUACCAGGAUAGAGAUGGCCGCCCUCUCUAUAUCCUGCGUCUUGGCCAGAUGGAUACAAAGGGCUUGAUGAAGGCAGUGGGAGAGGAGGCACUCCUUCGGCAUAUUCUUUCAGUUAAUGAAGAGGGACAGAAGAGGUGUGAAGAGCACACAAAUCAGCUUGGCCGCCCCAUUAGUUCCUGGACGUGCCUUGUGGAUCUGGAAGGGCUGAAUAUGCGGCACCUCUGGAGACCUGGGGUGAAGGCCCUGUUGCGGAUGAUUCAAGUGGUUGAGGACAAUUAUCCAGAGACAUUGGGGCGGCUGCUUAUUGUGCGUGCUCCUCGUGUUUUCCCUGUGCUGUGGACAUUGGUGAGCCCCUUUAUCAAUGAGAACACCAGGCAGAAAUUCCUCAUCUACAGUGGCAGCAACUACCAGGGCCCUGGAGGACUUGUAGAUUAUCUGAAUAAAGAUGUGAUUCCUGACUUCCUAGGAGGAGAAUGUUUGUGCAAUGUCCCUGAAGGGGGCAUCAUCCCAAAGGCCCUCUAUCAGAUUGAAGAGGAUCAAGAGAAUGCGGAUAGGGUCCAACUGUGGACUGAAACUGUCUACCAGUCUGCAAGUGUGCUCCAAGGGGCCCCCCAUGAGAUAGCAGUGGAGAUUCUGGAGGGUGAGUCAGUGAUCACCUGGGACUUUGACAUUCUGAGGGGAGAUGUGGUUUUCAACCUCUUUCACUCCAAGCAAGCACCUGAACCAAGACCCAAGGAGUCCAAGGCUGGGAGCAGCGUACAACUCAUUGACCAAAGCUGGGUCCUGGGAGUGGAUUACAGCCGUGUGGAGUCUCCGCUGGUCUGCCGGGAAGGCGAGAGCAUUCAGGGCUCCCACGUGACUCGCUGGCCAGGUUUCUACCUGCUUCAGUGGAAGAUGGCCACUCCUUCAGUCUGUGCAGCCAACAGCCUCCCUCGAGUGGAAGAUGCCCUGCAGAGCCCUGGUCACAAGUGUAAACUCCUAUACUACUAUGAGGUCCUUGCAUCUGUAGACUUCAGGGGAUCCAUGUCCAGUCUGGAGUCCUGUACCAGUGGUUUCUCACAGCUCAGUGCCACUACAACUUCUUCCAACCAGUCCCAGAGUGGCUCCCUCAUCUCCAGAUAGCCGGGUCUGAGCCAUGUUGGGGAUCCUGCUGUACUCCAGCGCCUGGAAGUGUCCAGAGCCAGAAAUCCUGCCUAACCUGAGGGCCAAGACCAUAAGGACUGGUGGCCUGGGUUCAGAGGCUGCCAGAGUUGCUGGCUCUCUGGGGUCUACCAUGAUAAUCAGCUCACAUUUUGGUUUUAUAGUAGGUGCAUCUGAGUUUUUGGCAGAUGCCUCAUUAACAAGACUUAACAAUUCUAACUUAGCCACUUUGAAUGAGCCCCUUCUGGUCUCCACUACUCCCCCCCUCUCCAAAUCUGGAUUUGUGAUUUCAUCAAGGUAGGGAGUUCCUAGUAUGGAGAUACUCUCCAUUGAUGCACAUCACUGGAAGUAUUGAGAAGUUAGGUAACUUGCCAUGAACACACACCUAGUAUGUGUCAGAGGCAGGACUUCAACACAGAUCUUCCUGAGCACAAGGCUGGCAUUCUCUCUCUCCACUACCCCAUGCUGCUUCUCAUUCCCAUGUGUAUACUCUUAUAUCCUGAAGUUAAUGGCCAUUUCCCCAGGUCUGGCCUUCCAGUGGCAGCGCUGUGAGGAUGGGUCUAAACAAGGCUAGACCUGAUGGGGUAUCAUCCUUUGUAUUACGGAUGACACUUGGGAGGCCAGGGCGGUUUUGUUGCGCACCUAGGAGUUGUCUUCUCUAGAGUAAAACCUAAUGGUCCUGAUCUGUCAAACCAAAAUAUGGUAUCAGCUCUAAUUUGAUCCCAGAGUGGGUUCUAGAGCUGAUCUGGUCUUCUGAGGGUCCCCAAGAGAUAAUUUCUGAACCAGAGAGAAAUCAUCUCCUUCUUCUAUGAGGUGCCCGAAGAAUGGUCUCACCAAAUUCACUCCCUUAUCAGUCCAUAUUCUGCCUUGGGGUCCUGGGGUGGGUAGGGAUGAGAUAAAAUUGGAGAGAAUAUAGUAUUUAUUUAGCCAUUAGGACUUAUUCACAGGAAGAUAAGUGUUUCCUCUAUAGCCAUAGCCUUAACUGAGCCUUUUCCAAGUGGUGGGGUAUGUAACCAUCGGAAUUGUACAGACUGCAAAUAUAUCCACCUCAAUGUAGGAACUGCACUUCGGGGCAUGGAGCACGAGGACUUCCAGACUAAUUCAAAACCUGGAGAAGAGGGGAAACUGUCUGUCCUUCCUAGAGCAUCCUUUCUCCCACCUGUCCUGCAGAGAGCUGGGCUGCCCAGUGAUCCCUGGGCCUCUGACGAUGAGUACCUGUUGGCUCUUCUCUUUCCUUCUCAGGUAUAUGAGCAAUAAGUCAUGUCAAAGGGCUAAAGAAAAGCAGAUACCUUUUCCUGAAAUACUUAAGGUACAUUUUUGUACUUCAGAGCCUACCUCUCUUGGAGAGCUGCUCUGUGUGUGUGUGUGUGUGUGUGUGUGUGUGUGUGUGUGUGUGCACUUGUAUGUAUGUAUGAGAUUGGAGGGAAAAGGUUCUUAAAACUUUUUAAUCCCAAGAUUUAUUUAUUAUUGAGAAUGGACUGCAUGUUGUAAAAUAUAUUUGAAUGUAUUUAUUUCUAUUUUGACUAAAAACUAUUAAGUUAUGAACUUACCUAUCUUUUGGAAUAAGCUGACUUUUUAAAAAAUUCACACAGUUAUGAAAAUCUAAUGUAACACUCAGGAGGAUUAGGUCUCUGCUUCCAGCUCCAUUCUCCUUAAGGAGCAAAAGGACAAUUUAAGGCUUGCUCCUUCUGUUAAGACACACACCCUUGCUUCUUCAUGGCUUGUGAGACCAGAGAUCUGUCCAUUGCAGAGAUAAUCCAUCUCUGCAAGCCCUACGUGAGGUAUUGUGUCAUGACAGAGCAUAAAAGGAGAGCAUUUUAUUUCCUUGCUAUACCAGAGACAGUGUUAAUGUGUGAAAGUUGAAUGAUCCAAUUAGACAAAGAUUCCUUUGAAUGUGAAUGGAUGAGUAAAAUCUUUCUUUAAAUGGGAUUGUAAAUACUUUGUGACAAGGGAAGAGGGUAAGGAGGGAAGGAGAAUGAGUUUUUGGAAUUAGCACCCAAAGACUCUCUUCAGGUCCACUUCAUUGUGUGGUUUUGGCUCUGUACUCUAGAGAUGUUUGGCAGAGAGAAUUCAGGCUACCUCUACUUUGUCCCUCUUCUUGAUGAUAGCCAGAGGGAGGCCCUGGAUGGUAUAGCUGGUGCCUCCCAUCCAUACCAGGGGCACUUCAAGGCCAGUACCCACAAUUUGAUCACUACUAGUGGGCACAUCCUUUUGCUUUUGGGAAACUACAAUAUCAAAGCUUAGGGGCUGCUUAGAUAAAAGAAUCCUAGCCUUCUGCUUUCCCUUGCCUUGAGGCCCUGAGGUGGGGCUGGGAACAAUGCUUGAGUUGAGCUUUUUUUUUAGCUAUCUUGUUCAUUGGCCCAGUGGAGUCAGGGCUAAAGACGCUAAAGGAGCCUGUUCAUAAGAGCACUUUGCAUUUCUAACACUUUGCACUUCUAAUGCUUUUCAUCCAAAGAUUAGAUGGCAUUCCUCCAGUGAAUUCACCACUUUGUUCCUGGGGCAGAGGUGUGCUAAGCUGCUGAACACCAGAGCUUUGGGUCCUGAGAAAACCAGGAACUCAGCCAGGAACUAGGAUAAUGUUUUUCUUGGGAUUUUUAAUUAUUAGAAAUACUAUAAUAUUUUGGCCAGGUGUCUCAUUCCCUCCUUCCUCCUUUAGAUAUCUUUAAUUCCCUCUCCCUUUUCCUAUCCAGCAGGAAAACCAACUGAGACAGUUUUUUUCUUCCUCCAGUUAAGAGAACAUUUCCUCCUGUAAACCACUCACAGAUUGGAAGUUGGGCAAGUAAAGUGGGACAAGAGUUACCUUUACUAGUGUUUUGUCUGGAUUUCUCCCCUCAUUUUCUUGAGACUCUGCUCCUUUUUAGAGCCAGGUGUCAUUGCUUCUGGAGUCUUAGCCUAGAGGAAUAGCUGUGAGGGGGUAAAUUCCUAUAUGCAUAAAUCUAAACCAUGUUGGGAAUCCCUAGUCUCAGACCAGAAUCUACUUGUUUUAGAGAGAGCCCAAAGGAGAUGGAUCUCGGAGCUCUGAUUGGCAUAUAGACAGGUAUCUGACUACAUUUUUCUGAAAAAGCUUUAUUGUCCCAGAACAAUAAAAUUAUAGUUAGGAGUCAGAGAAUUCCUCUUUGGCUGCCUGAAAAAGGAUUCAUUUCCAAUGGGCUGUGACAGCACAUGUAAAUCCCAGGUAUUAUACCCUACCUAGCCUUUUUCUUUAUAGGAAUCAGGGGUUCACUUCCCAUUUACUAAGGAACUAGGGUAGAAAAGUUCUGUUACCAGUUUGACAGCAGGAACCAUGCUCUGUUAGUUCUAAUUACUUUGCUAAAAUACAACAUGUGCUUAACUUGAUUGAAAUAAUUUUCUUUUUAUCUUUGGGUGGGUGACUAGCUUGGUGUAAUGGAAAGAACAGUGUGACCUCAGGGACAUCACUUAUUCUCCUGAGGCCUCAGCUUACUCUUCUGCAAAUGAGGGAGUUAGAUUAGAUGAUCUUGGGACUUUUCUUUUUUUUGGCUCUAAAUCCUAUGAGAUAAAAAGAUUUUGUGAUUAAAAGAUUUUUCCUCUUGAAAAGUGGACCUGUCUCAGGAAAAUCGUGGGAUAGAGUUUUUGGGAGGCAGUGAGGAGAACAAAGCUCAGUGACCCAAGGGCAUUUGAUGCUGGCUGUCUAACAAGCUGUAGUUUGUUAAACUCUUAGAUAUAUUGAUCUCUACUGGAAGAGACCUACCUACUUCCUGGAAGCUUCAUGUUACUGGAUAAAUCCCAUGGGCUCUCUGUGUGUGAAGGCAGAGCUAGCUCCCUUGUGUUUUCUUGAAACUGGGGAAGAAAGCUCUGGGGCUGGCUGGCUGGCUCUUCCUUCUGUGGCUGGUUUGAGCACAAGCCUUUUGGGGCCCCCAUUCUUCAUCAGCUUCAGUGGAUGCCAAGUGGGGCAGUGUCUCAAUGUUGUCACCUUAAUUUUAUGGAAGUUUUAGCUAUGACUGGCAAGAGUUAGAGGGUAAAAGGUAGACGUCCCAAGAUGCUGUGUAGGGGUCAGAGUGGAUGACUUUUAAGGAAACUUAUUCAAUAAGUGCUUAUUAAAUGCCUAUCCUAGGCACUGGGGAUACAAAGACAACGACAGCAGUCCCUACCCUCAAAAAUC